Messenger RNA from Zootermopsis nevadensis, 1830 nucleotides. Its product is annotated as coenzyme Q-binding protein COQ10, mitochondrial. Gene Ontology annotation, molecular function: ubiquinone binding. Lineage: Eukaryota; Metazoa; Arthropoda; Insecta; Blattodea; Termopsidae. Gene Ontology annotation, cellular component: mitochondrion. Gene Ontology annotation, biological process: cellular respiration. The record is from RefSeq and is a predicted model, not a curated record.
CUUUUACCAGCGAUUAAACUGGGGUAAUCCACCGCUAGUGAAAUUUGGAAAGGAAGACACACAUUGUAUAACUUGUGAUUGUACCAGAGUUCACGUAAUUUCGCAUGAGUUUAACAAUUGAUCUGUGGCAUAGAUGAUAAAAGCACGGUGUGUAGUAAGCACAACUGAGCUAGCGUGAGGUAGCAAACAAGGAUUCCGUAAAGAAAGUAUAUGAACCUGCAAGUGUCGAAAGAAAUGCCGCUAGUUCGUCAUGACAAUUAGAAAAAGUUGUGUUGCUUGGCGAAUAGUUAGUAGAUGUUUCCACGAACAUAGAAAUAUGUCAACCAAUAGCUUAGACAAACAAGAGCCAGAUCUACUCUCUCAUCCGUAUGCUGCAGUAAAAAACAAAUGUGGAAUAACAGAAAUUCCCGUUGCUAUACCAUUCCGAUCAUUCUUCAGUAGGUCAGGAAUUGGUGACAAGAAGAAGGAAUAUGCUGGCAGGAAACUUGUGGGGUAUUCCAUGGAACAAAUGUACACUGUAGUUGCUGAUGUCGAAAACUAUAAGAAAUUUGUUCCCUUUUGCAAAAAAUCAAUUGUGCGGACUAGGGGGCCAGAGCACAUGAGAGCUGAUCUUGUGAUUGGCUUUCCACCUAUCCAAGAGAGUUAUACAUCUAGUAUUACACUUUGCAAACCCUUCCUUGUAAAGGCUGUGGGCAUGGAGGGGAAGUUAUUUAACCACUUAUUGACUGAAUGGAAAUUUAAUCCUGGACUGAAAGGAAAUCCUCAGAGCUGCAUAAUAGAUUUUCUAGUGUCCUUUGAAUUCCGUUCCAUUCUACACUCUCAUCUAGCUCAUGUCUUUUUCAAUGAAGUGGUAAGGCAGAUGGAAGAUGCCUUUCUGCGUGAAGCUACCAAUCGUUUUGGUAAGGCAUCUGUUAAAACCCAGAAAUUGGGUAUCCUGUCAGUUAACUCUUGAUAAUAAUACAUCAUAGUUUGUAAUUCUCUUGUCAAUAGGUAGUAUUUGAGUUGUCUUCUUGCAUAUGUUGGAUGUAAAAAUUGUGAGGCACAUAUUUAAUUCUGAUGACUGCAUUAUUUUAAAUCCUUUGUUAAUAUUUUCAUAAACCAGUAACAGAUUUGUGUAUUUGUUUUGUAUGGAUAUAUAGUUCAGAAGUUGCUAAUAAAUUAUAAUCCAUACAGCAGUGAGGUUCUUGGUUGCAUAAGUUACGACGAUCAAAUUAAGAACACAGAUGGAAUGAGCAUGCAGCAUUCAUAGCAGACAGGAGACCAAUUCUUAGUUGGUAAGAUAAUAUUAAAAUGAAUGUUAGAAAACUGGUGAGCCUAUUAUGACUGAUAUAGGAAUCAAUGGUGACUAUGACAAACAGGAAAAUCCUCCACAAAAUUAGUAUGUAAUUAAAUGUGGGAUUCUGAUCUUCAUUUUUACACGAGGAAUAGUUCAAAACAUGACAUUUAUAAUUCUGGAUAACAUCAGUCUUUAUUAAUUUAUUGUGUUUUGGUUAAGUCUAUAAGAAAUUUCCAUUUAUUUUUAGUUUAAAAAUGCUAUCAAAGCAUCUUACAUUUGGCCACACUGUGAUAUGACAACUGGAAUUUUUGGUUUGUUGUUUGGACCUGUAGGAACGUUUUCUAUUUUCCUCAUCACUAACAGUCCAUCUACGACCCUACCAAACACAACAUGUUUCCCAUCCAAGAAGUUGCACUUUGCACAUGUAAUGAAAAACUGGCACCCGUUUGUAUCUUUACCACUGUUUGCCUGAAAGAGAAAAUGUGCUGAUUAAAAACAAAAAUGUUUCUUUUAAGCAAGAAGCAUUACAUGCUAAGACAUAUUCUGUACCCGGU